Messenger RNA from Notothenia coriiceps (black rockcod), 3016 nucleotides. Its product is annotated as ras-related protein Rab-39B. Gene Ontology annotation, molecular function: GTPase activity; GTP binding. The transcript has 4 exons. The coding region runs from base 600 to 1241 and encodes 213 amino acids. NCBI's taxonomy places the organism in Eukaryota, Metazoa, Chordata, Actinopteri, Perciformes, Nototheniidae. The record is from RefSeq and is a predicted model, not a curated record. Gene Ontology annotation, biological process: Rab protein signal transduction.
CGGGAUGAGUCAGGCGAUAUGAUGCUGCUGCUGCUGCCAUUUCAUCAGCAGCGAAACGCUACAAACACACAGCAAACACACAAGUGAUACCGCGGGUUUCCCCUCUGACAGCCCCCAAAAACACCCCUGCUCCCCGGCGUGGAAACGCGCAUUUCUGGGUGGUUUAUUCCUGUUGCGAAAGCGCAAGAUCCGGUUUUUAUUGCACCUGCUCUGGAUACGUUUUUCUUUCUCAAGCUCUCGAUCGGGCCUGACAUCAACAAGGAAAUCAGUGCCGACCCCAGGGCCUGCUGUGCACGAGCGUCUGUGUGCAGGAUCAGAGACAAACAUCGAGCUUUUGGAGGAGUUUGUGCAAGUAAUCGGUGCCAUGGAGUCCACACCAGCCUCCUGAAAAGCGCAAAGGGAACAGAAGAGGAACCGAGUCCACUCCUGCUGCAAACGCACCGCCUCCUCCCCACGCGCUCACCUGAGCAGACAGACCGGAGAGCGAGAGACAGACCGGAGAGAGACAGACCGGAGAGAGACGGGAGAGCGACAGACAGACCGGCGAGAAGAGAGAGAGACAGACCGGAGAGAGACCGACAGACAGCCAGACAGACAGCAUGGAGGCCAUCUGGCUGUACCAGUUCCGGUUGAUCGUGAUCGGGGACUCCACGGUGGGGAAGUCGUGUCUGAUCCGCCGCUUCACGGAGGGUCGCUUCGCCCAGGUCUCAGACCCCACGGUCGGCGUGGACUUCUUCUCCCGCCUGGUGGAGAUCGAGCCGGGCAAGAGGAUCAAGCUCCAGAUCUGGGACACCGCGGGGCAGGAGCGAUUCAGGUCCAUCACCAGGGCGUAUUACCGUAACUCUGUGGGCGGGCUCCUCCUAUUCGACAUCACAAACCGUCGCUCUUUCCAGAACGUCCAUGAUUGGCUGGAGGAAGCUCGCAGCCACGUCCAGCCGCACAACAUCGUCUUCCUAUUGGUCGGCCAUAAGUGUGACCUGGAGGCACAGCGCGAGGUAACUCGGCAGGAAGCAGAGAAGUUGGCAGGGGCGUACGGGAUGCGCUACGUCGAGACGUCGGCCCGUGACGCCAUCAACGUGGAGCACGCCUUCACCGAGCUGACCAGAGACAUCUUCGCUCUGGUGCGGACCGGAGAAAUCACGAUCCAGGAGGGAUGGGAGGGCGUGAAGAGUGGGUUCGUCCCCAAUGUCGUUCACUCCUCGGAGGAAGUGACCAAGAGCGACCGCCGCUGUCUGUGUUGAUCUGGCAAGAGUUUUGGGAACUGAAGAUGAAAAGAGGGAAGGGAUCCAGGAAGGAUUCAGAGGAGAGUGGGCUGAGAUGUCAGCCCUCUUGACUUUAACCCUCUGUGGUUCAGACUGGAUACGAAAGGAGAGGUUUGAGGACUUUUAAUAAAAGGUAAAAACCAGACAAGAACACCUUGAACGUGGGUGGACACAAGAGGGUUGUGCCCAUAUCUGUUUUAUUUCCCAGAGAGGAAGGAUAACAGAUGCUCAUUUACUCGCGAGGGCUCAAAUGAUUUGUUUUGGUUUGGGCAUUUUGCUUGAAAAUCUCUCCCGUAGCAUCUUAGAAAGGCCUUAGGAAGAGGAUCCAUUUGGGUUUUUCGCCAAAAUCAAUGAGACUAAUCUUUCUUUCACAUUCACCUCGCCUUCCACUAAUCUCUCCUCCAAUAUGCAAUUACAUGAUCACUUAGGAAAUGAUCACCUUACGUUGGGGCAACAUCCUCAGAGCACAUAUUAUUUUAAAAAAGUCAAGUGGGCACCAUUAGAUCCCUCGUUAACAAGAGUCUUGUUUCUCUUGUGCUGAUAUUUUGCUCCACAUUCCACUAUCAGGGGUCAAUGGAGUAGUCCUGGAGGGCCAGCGUUUAAUGAGGGGUUUCCUUUCCUUGAGCUGGGAACACUAUUUCUCUUUGAAGCAAUUAAGGCCUCCUGUGAGCUCAAUGACAUUGACUUCAUGGUAAUAUCCAGUAUCAUUCUGCUAAAUACCGCACUAUAAUAAAAUGUUGUCACCCAUCCAGUUCCUAAUGGACUCCUUUAGCAGGAUAAGACAACGUGUACAGCUAAACGGACCGAGGUGGACUAACUUACGACGCCUCAUUGUAUGCCUUGAACUGGGGAAUUGUUAAGAUUGACUAAUAGGAGUGUUGGAGCCAGAAAGCACUUUAACAGCCAAGUUUAACUUAACUGUGGAGCCUCGUUUGGGACUACAGACGAACACAGAGAUAAUGUAUUCCUUGAAAGCAAAGAGACGGACCAGACCAUGGACUCCAAACAACAAGGGCCACCAUAUCCACAAUGCACGCAUACAGGCAAUAUAAUCAUGCAAAGAAUGUCCAAUUGGCGGGCGUUAAAUCAACCCAACACAGAUACAGGCAGACGGAAAUUACAAGGUUAAACUUUGUCCUGAUUCAGUGGUUUACAUGCCUUUUAUGUUUGUGCGCAAGUCAAUAUCUCAAACAUUUAUUUUCAUUUUUUAAAUACUUAAAUGCAACAGGUUGAUGUACCCGGCUCGGUUACUUGGGAUUUUGAUUUGCCUAUCCCUGCUAUGAUGUCUGUUCUAUUUCUUUCUUUCUUUUUGAAAUCCAUUCUUCCACUGUCUUUCCCCCUGCAGCUCAUAAUUACAGUUACAUUUUCUCACACUGUAUGCCUUCUUUUUACACGUCUCCAAAGCCUUCUGCUUUAUAUUUUUACAUGAAUGUAUCAGCAGGGGAAAAGGUGAGGUUUUUACACAAAGAAAUGUGUGAACGAGUCAAUGCAAAACACUUUGUCUGACAAAAGCUUGGAGAAAAGCGCUGCGCAAUAUCUUAGAGUGAAAUACUUCCAGACAUAAGAAAAAUGUAAUUCAAGUAAUGAUCUUUAAAUUCAUUCCAGAAAUAUUAACACAUAAAAGAUUUGUGUUUUUGACAUUGAAUAUUGUUUUUUCCUUAUAAACAGUUUGCUGUACUGAAUACUUAAAUACUUUUAUCCACAACCACCCACUCGUUUAAAAUACCUGCAAUAAAAUACUCUUGUGUCCUCUA